AUGACCAAGAACAGUGGAUUCCUGACUAGGAUAAACGAAGCCGGCAAGCAUUUAUACUAUAAGAAACAUGGAAACCCAACAGGACCACCAAUUGUACUCGUUCAUGGCCUAGGGGGCACAUCGGAAUAUUACGACCCCUUGAUUUCCUCUCUCAAGCUGGCAGAGACUUAUUCAAUUCACCAGUUCGACCUUGAAGGGCACGGCCGUUCACCUUCCUCCGCUGAAUCGAUACUAAGCAUGUCCUCAUUCGCAGACGAUGUGAAGAGUAUCUUUUCGUUAGCCGGUAUCUCACCAUCUACGCCAGCGACAUUGAUUGGAUCAUCCAUGGGCUGCAUUAUAGCAACGUUAUUUGCAGUACAGAAUCCAGGGCUGGUUCGCAAGCUCAUCCUCCUGGGUCCUGCUCCAUGCCCUCUCCCUCCGGCAGGACGAAGUGCAACUCACGCCAGGGCAACAGUGGUGAGAAGCAGAGGCAUGUCUACCAUUGCGGACACAGUUGCUACAGCUGCCACAUCCUCACUCACCAAAACAAAGAAACCAGCCGUCUACUCGACAAUACGAUCGAUGCUGCUGGGCCAGGAUCCAGAGUGCUACGCAAAGGCAUGCACUGCCCUGGCCGAUGAAACCAAGCCGUUGGACCUUGGAAGCCUCACCUGUCGGACUUGUAUCAUCACCGGCGACGAGGACAGAGUUAGUCCGCCAGCUGUGUGUAGCCAGCUUGCAGCGUCUAUACCCAACUGCCAGCCUCCAGUCGUGCUGAAGGAUGUUGGCCACUGGCAUGUCUUCGAAGACAUAGACGGGGUAUCCAAGGCAAUCCGGCCAUUUCUCAGGGACUAG
Messenger RNA from Arthroderma uncinatum, 834 nucleotides. RefSeq names its product alpha/beta hydrolase fold protein. Bases 1 to 834 code for a protein of 277 amino acids. The record is from RefSeq and is a predicted model, not a curated record. The transcript has a single exon. NCBI's taxonomy places the organism in Eukaryota, Fungi, Ascomycota, Eurotiomycetes, Onygenales, Arthrodermataceae.